Messenger RNA from Punica granatum (pomegranate), 1495 nucleotides. The record is from RefSeq and is a predicted model, not a curated record. Lineage: Eukaryota; Viridiplantae; Streptophyta; Magnoliopsida; Myrtales; Lythraceae.
GGGUGUAACCAAAAAAAAAAAACUAGUAACCGAAAGAGAAGCUCAAGUAUGUUUAUAUUAUUAUCAAAUACAUAUCAAAUAAGUUAUUUUAGAAAUAAUUCUUUUAUUUUUCUUUUUCCAGGAAAAUAUUUUUAUGCAAAGCAAAUUUGUCUUGGCAUGUUCACCCCCAAAAAAAAAGAAAAAAAUAUUCUUGGCAUGUUAGUUUGUUUUUCUGCCAAUUCUCGUAUUCUCUCUCUAACGAGAACUGCCUAUUUCGGUGGAUUAAAUUAAUGUGAACUGUAUUUAAGAAGAAAUAUGUUAACGUUGGACAAUUGGAGGAAGUAUUAGGACAUCAGGGGUAUAAACUAUAAACAGCAUCUCCGGUCCUCCCGACGUCGGCGCUCGGUUUCCUUCCGUGGCCUUGCUCGCCUCGCAUUCUUCAUUCUUCUUCUCCGUUGAUUGAACUCAUCAGCAAAGAAAGAUGAGAUACAUGAGGCCCUUCAGCCUCUACAGCGAUCUGCUGAAGACUCAUAAGAAGGGACGUGCGCGGUUGCUUGGAUUGGAUGUUGGUGAAAAGUAUGUGGGUCUAGCCGUAUCUGAUACAAGUAACAAAAUCGCGUCACCUUUAAGUGUUCUGUUAAGGAAGAAAACAAAUAUUGAUCUGAUGGCGUCUGAUUUCCAAAGUCUGAUCUCUGAACUCUCAAUUGCGGGAUUUGUUGUUGGCUGCCCUUUCGACAAGCUACGUUCUACCACCCCUGAUGGAUGGCAAGUGAAGCUUUUAAUAAAUGACCUUUCAAAAACGGGAAAACUUGAAGGUGUCUGCUAUACAUAUUGGAACGAGAGCUUCACAUCGAAGAAUGCAGAACUCCUGUUGAAACCUGCAAACUUGCAUCCGGUGCAAUCAAAGACAGUGAUUGAUAAAUUUGCCGCAGUUGGGAUCCUUCAGGGUUACCUGGAUUACGUGAACAAAAAACUGAAGUUGGAAGCUGCUCAAUAGUAGAUGGAUAAGCCUUCUUGGUGAUUCGUACACAUUGCUCUUAUCCUUUUCCUACCCUAAUAAUUGUUUCAAGAAUUUGUAUUCCAAUAAGCAGUGUACCAAGAUACAUAUUCAAUGCACCUGCUCUUGCAAUGCCACUUCAGUGGAUCUGUGGGGAAGCGAUUUUUCACCUGAAGUUGGGAAUGCUCGAUCAAAACCAUUUACGAUUGAGGAGGAUGAUUUUGGUGAAGGAUCCUUUCUUUUUGGUAUUCGAGUGCGUUGUGAUUCAUCGGAGUAGGUAAAAAAUUGAACUUUUCCCUCCCCACUCGAAAGUAGGAGACCACAGAAAUGGUGCUUAGUUGCAUGCUGUGCUACUAGCAGUAUAAAGAUUUUGUUCAAUUGAUUGUUGUUCAUCUUUCUUGUCUUGUCUUCGUGCCUUGAACUUUCAGCUAUGUAAAUGGUUAACUUCAUGACAGUCUUAGUGCUUUCAUUUCUUCAUGUAAGUGUUCAGUCCUAAUGGAAAGGCUUCCUUUUUUGGUA